CGGCGUCAUUAUUUAGUGCAGCGCGAGAUUCCAAGCCGUAAAGGUCGUAAGUCGUGGUCGCUCUCUCACACUCUCUCUCUCGACGGUGUCGUCCUCUGGUGGUGGUGUGUUACACAACCAUCCUGGAUGCACUUCCUGGUUGGACGUCAACCGGUGCAGUUGCGUUGCGCCCGCCGAGCAGGCAACCCGCGUGUCGUUUACCCAGCGCCAUCUCGUGGCAGCCGUCGUUUCGUCGCCGUCGCGCCGCAAAGUAGACAGUAACGGAGCAGCAGCAAAAAAAAUCACAAAAUUCGCCCGUGUGUAUGCAAUUGUGUCCUGGUGCGUGUUACAUAAUUGAGUGCGAGUCUGUAAUCGUCGCGUGUGUUUGUGUCUGUGUGUGCCGUGCUGCAUACCGUUAGGCUGAAUUGCCUACCGCUAGGCGCUUUUGUGCAAAACGGUUGAAAGAAAACGGUGACAAGUGUGUGUGUGUGUGUCAGUGUGUGUCUUGUUCAAAACUAACCAAAGCGGGGUCAAUUGGGUGAGUGAUUCGGGCUUGUGAGGAACCCCCCCCCCCAGCUUAGCGAAAAUACAGCCCCUCAAGAGCGGCCGCCGCAAGGGCAUCCCGCACAAGUCGGCGCCAGCCGGCCCUUCGACGGUCAACGAGAAAGACGAUAUCUCAUCUAGUGACAGUGCAAAAGGCAAUGGCGAUUGUCAACUAGCUUCACCAGGCUCGUUGAAAUUCCUGCUGCAAGUGCUCGACACCAUGUCAUCGCCGCCGACGAUACCGCUGUACAGUGGCCGGUACCCGAACGGGUACGGGCCGCCCUUUAACGGCAUCGAGCCGCACGAACCGCUCGACUUCCGCAAGGUCGAAUCCCAGCGCAGGAACAGCACUGACACAGGAACAAUGGACCAGCAGUACUGUCUCCGCUGGAACAACCAUCAGUCCAACCUGACGACAGUGCUGACGACGCUGCUGCAAGAUGAGAAGCUGUGCGAUGUCACGCUGGCCUGUGACAAGGGCAUUGUCAAGGCCCACCAGGCGAUCCUGUCCGCGUGCAGUCCGUACUUUGAGCAGAUCUUCGUCGAGAACCGUCACCCCCACCCGAUCAUCUACCUGCGGGACGUCGAGGUGAGCGAGAUGCGCGCCCUGCUCGACUUUAUGUACCAGGGCGAGGUGAACGUCGGCCAGCACAACCUGCAGAACUUCCUCAAGACGGCGGAGAGCUUGAAGGUCCGAGGUCUCACCGAGAGCAGCGCCGAAAGCCGGUACUCGUCGGACGCGGACAAAAGCCGCCCGGACCGGCCGCGGGGUGACUCCCGCGAUGGCCGAGACUCCUGCCCACCUGCUUCCCUCACCAACAACAACAACAGCAGCAACAGUCUCAGCCGGGACCGGGACGCCAACAGCGGCAGCAACAACAACAACAACAAUAACAACAAUAACAACAACAACAACAACAACAAUACUCUGCACCACGUGGCGUCCCUGCGGGAAAAGGAGCUGCGCGAGCGCGAGUCGGAGAUUCAGGCGGCCCGGCGGGAGCGGGACCGGUUGGACCGGGAGCAGGCCGCGGAACUCCGACACCGGGUGGAGCUGCAGGAGCAGCAGCAGCGGCGGGUCAGCAGCGCCGAUUUGUUGACGCCAAUGGGCGGCGGCGGCGGCGGGCUUGACGAGCGGGACUAUUCGCCGUCGGGCGGGAUUGACGAGCGGGACCGGGAUCUGGACCGGUCCGGCGGUGGCGACAGUGGCGGCGGGAGCAGCAAGAAGAAGCGUAAAAUGUCCAGCACCUGUGAUAUAUCUCUGCCGUCGACACCGAGCCUGAUCACCGAUCGGCAAGGCGGGUACGAAUCGCAGGCGUCAUCACACAGUAGUUUCAAGCUAAGUCCAAAGCCCGAGGACGAGUUCAAGGGCGGGUCGGGCUCGCCCGCGCCCGUCCUCUCCCUGUCCGGCCACCCGAUCAUCCAGUCUAGUAUUAAGCAGGAGCUGCCCGACAUGCCCGGCGUUCGACAUCACUCGCUACCUCCAGACUUCCCGAAAAAUGUUUGGGGAUGUGAGCCGUCCUCGGGCAAAUCUUCCCAACCACAACAACAACAACAACCGUCGACGUCCGGAAGUCGGGCGCCCACGCUAACCCUGACCACGACCACCACAACUGCCAUAAAGGAGGAACCGUUCCACCCGCAGAACCUGCUCCACCAGCAGCGUCAGCAGCAGCAGUCCCUCUUUACGAGCCUGGCCGAACAGCUGAAGCCGUCGACUUCCGGCCAGCAGAGCCAACACCAAACCCAGCAGCUCCAGCUGGCCCAAAGUACAAUUUCGAUCAUCUCGAACGCGGCCGCGGCCAGUCCGGGCCAGUUCUCCGACUGGUACCGACUCCAGCAGCAACAGCAAACCCGUGGAUCUUCCAGUGCCAAUCCGUCGGCGGCGGCGUCCGCCCCCGGAACCACUUCCGCCGAAGAAUCCCUCCUGGAGGAGAUCUUCCGGACGCCGGUGGAACCGCCACCACCGGUCCCGCCCCGCCCGAAACCCGCGGCAAACCCGCGUGCCCGCGCCCCGACCACGACCUCCUCGUCGCGCAAGGGUGGCCGCUUCCGGCCCAACUGGCUCGACCAGUUCGAUUGGCUCAAGUACGACGAAGGGAAGAACUACAUGUACUGCGAGUUUUGUCGCCGCUGGAGCAACGACAUCCCGGACAUCCGGACGUCGUUCGUGGAGGGCAACUCGAACUUCCGGCUGGAGAUUGUCAACCAUCACGACAAGUGUAAGGCGCACCGGCUGUGCAAGGAGCGCCAGAUGAGGGAGCUCGAGCUGAGCGGAGGAGGAGGGACUCCCGUUAAGAUGCCAAUGUACGCGGAGGAGAUGUCCAGCUUGCUGACACCCUCCAGCCCGGGGCAGGAGCAUCAUCCGCUUCCGCCCCACCACCACCACUCGUCACACCCGCACCUGAACCAUAUCCGUUACAAGUCGAAGCAUCCCAUGCCAAUGAACCUCAACUCGGAGGACAUGGGCAGCAUGCUGCCGAGCAACAUGCCCCCGCUGAGUGAUUCCGGCGACAACGAGGGCCACCUCUCGCACCCGGACCACCCGGACAACAUCGACGGCUCCAAGGCCUGGCACAUGCGGCUGACGUUUGAGCGUCUGUCGGGCGGCUGCAACCUGCACCGGUGCAAGCUGUGCGGCAAAGUGGUAACGCACAUACGGAACCACUACCACGUGCACUUCCCGGGCCGGUUCGAGUGUCCGCUGUGCCGGGCGACGUACACCCGGAGCGACAACCUGCGGACGCACUGCAAGUUCAAGCAUCCGAUGUACAACCCGGACACGCGCAAGUUCGACAACAUGAUGUCGCCGGCGAUGGCGUCGCAAGCGGCCGCCGCAGCCGCCGCCAUUUCAGCCGCCGCGGCCGCCGCCAACAGCUUCAAGACGGACUUUUCGGCCGCGGCCGCGGGCCUCGCCGCGAACGUCAACUACGCCGCCCUGAGCCCCUUCAAGGCGGACUUUCCCAUUCCAAACUCGGCGGCUGCGGCGGCGGCGGCCGUUGCAGCGGCGGCCGCCUCGACGGCGUCCUCCUCGCCCGGACUGCACUCCCAGAGCGGCACGUCCGACUACCCUAGACAAAAUGGCGGCGGCGACAUAGUAGAUAGUUCCUCGACGGUAGUCACCGACAACAACAAUAGCAGUAGCAUGAUGAUGAUGAUGGUAGCACCAACCAACAACAACAACAAUGUACCUGGUAGCGAACGGACGGCUACAAGGCCCGCAUCGGCCAGCAUUUCACCGUCCUCUUAUCUAGAUCAGUCUGGCGGCGGCGGCGAAAGUGACAUCACCGGCGGCGGCUACAACCACUGGAAGAAUCUCGAAAACGGUCAUAGCAUGUUGUACGGACGGCGUAGCAACAGCGUUGGGAAUCUGUACUCUGCCGGGCAGGACUUUUACGACCACUACCACCACCCGGGUAUGCCGCAAGUCCCGGCGGACAAACCGAUCGGUCAUACAGCUGUCAAAUCCUCCACAGAACGGCCGCCGUCGACGCCGACUUCGUCGCCACGGUUCUACUUCUACCGCAAGCUCAAGACGUACCGUAUCGCGCAGAUAUUCGAGAAAGUGAACUCGCUGGACGAACGCAAACGGUGCCUGCUGUGCGGGAAGAUCGUGUGCAACGUGCGCAACCACUACUACGUGCACUUUCCGGGCAAGUACGCGUGCAGUCUGUGCACGGCCGUGUACACCCGCAGCGAUACGCUCUUGAUGCACUGCCGCUCCAAGCACCCGGAGCUGAACGUAGUUGGCCCCCAAAUGCCCAUCGGUGUGUUUUCUGUUCCCUUUUCGUUGGUUGCAGGGCCGGGGGGAGGAGGCGGACAGUAUGAGCACCAUCUGUCGCGGAGCAUUCUCACGUCGGCGGGUCUGGUCGUGGCGGCAUCCCCGGACGGUCCCACCGGGGGUGGGCACGGCGUCGACGGGGGCCUCGGUGGUUCCCACCACGGGCACUACCCGUUGCACCACCAGAUGUCGUACCACAACAUGUUUACGCCGUCGCGCGAGCCCGGCACGGCCUGGCGGUGCCGCUCCUGCGGCAAGGAGGUCACCAACCGAUGGCACCACUUCCACUCGCACACCCCGCAGCGCUCCGUCUGUCCGUACUGUCCGGCGUCCUACAGCCGGAUCGACACGCUCCGGUCGCACCUGCGGAUAAAGCACGCGGACCGGCUGAACGCGCCCAAGUUCGGGACGCCCACGAACUGCAAGAUGCAAAUGUAAACAAACGCGCGGAACUAGCAGCACGGAUUACUACAGGGAACAAGGCACAAACGACGACCACCACGCAACCAUCCGCAGCGCCGCCGCACGGCCAUUGCAAGAACCACACAGUUUGCAAACACUACUACUACUAUCAACAGAGAGGAGGAAACACUCCAGAGCACAGUUCCGUUUGACGUUUACUCGCCAGACAACAAAACAACAACAACAACCGCAAACCGAAUCUUUAAAAAUGUCAAACAUGAAGCCCAGCUUAGAGCGCGAUGCCAUAAAGAAAUCAUUGUUUUUCAAGUCAAGUUCCUAAUUAAGGCUCUUAGUUAUUAAACUAAUCGAAUAUUUUAGCAAACCAACACAAACAAGCACACCACAUACUCACAGACACACACACACUCGCCUUUGUUUUGAGAAGCGUCAAAAUAUCAUCAACGCGAUCCUCCCAAAUAAUUGGUAAAUGUUUGUUUACGUGUUACCAACCUACUCUUACCAUACUACACAUUCAUAGAGCUGUGAGCGCGGUAAGUCAUAUUGUGUGUAAACAAAACUCCUCCCUUCUCCCCUUUUCAAAACAACAACAACAACAACCCAGUAACCGUUGACGUUUUGACAGCGCAGUGUUUUGCUGGUUAGGUUAGGAUUUUAAUUUAGAGAGAAGAAAUUUUUCACAAAACCCCUUUCCACACCCUCACACAUAAACAAAAACAAAAACAACUCAGUUUCAUGCAGAAAACAAAGAUGAAUGGGUUUUCGCAAUGAACUUUUCCGUUUUAAUCAUGAAUAAUUAAGCUGGAGAGUUCGAAAGUGGAGUAAAUUUCCAAAAACAAAAAAACAACAACAAGAAAAACAAUAAAAAAUUUCGAGAGAGAAAGAGCGCAAUGCAUUAUAAAAUGGUUGUCCAACAGAGAGUAGCGACAAUCCUGCCGCAACGAUAACACGCAGAAAAAAAAGUGACAUUAAUCACGAAAUCAGGAUAAAUGCAAAUGAAGAGCGGGCGAACGGGUGCGCCCGCUGUCAAUAAAUUAAAAUAAUAUUGUAAAAAUUAUCCCUUUCCACAGGGACGCCGGCCUUCGGCCGGAAAUGCCGCGGCUAGUUGAAAAAUCGCGAAUUUUGAAUGGCGUUUGAGUAUUUUGGGGUUAUGUAAAUUUAAACUGUCAGCAUCUUUGUUUUAACUUGUUUGAGUACUGAGCCAAGCGAAAUAGUUUAAUUUCAAGUAAAUUAAUUUUGAAACUAAACCUAUUUUCAACUUUAACUACAAUCAAGUGACAUUUGACAGCUAGAACUACCCAGCUCGGGAGAAAGUGAGUAGUUCCACUUUUCCCCGCGCUGGCAGCCGUCACCCGCACGUGUAGUGAACGCGAAAAUGGGUAAACUUUAAGCCGAAAGCAACCCAAAUUAACCAAUUAUUUCAUUUUGAUUCCAUAAACGUCAAAAGGGGGCCCCCUAAUUACCCAUCACAAUGACGGAAUGAUGAAUUCAAUAUGCUCAUUUCCCCUCGCUCCAACAUCGGUAUUCGGACAUCACUUUCGGUGGAAGGGUUAAUUAUCAGCCAAUAAUUCUUUUUUUGACGGUCAAGUGGACACAUCGGAAAUAAGCCCGACCAACCGGAGCGUUGGAGGAAUUAAAAACCUGCCGCGGCGGCCACCGCCGGUGGCCAUCAUUAUCAUUAUGCCAUCUGACAGACUGUGUGGACGCUGACGGAUGGCGGCAAGCGGUUUCAUAGUUGAUGUGGUCACGUUCUGGUUGGAAUUUUUUUUUUCGGUUCGAAUUUUUUACGUUUGCAUUUUUUUCGGUGUGACUCCGCGCAACCUGUCGUGAUGUUUAUUUAAACGGUAAUAAUGAGAUUUUGCGCAGCCGAUUUCGUGUCAAAUUAAGCGAAUUAAAUGAUCUCCCCCAUGGUUGGGCUACCCGUCUGGGUGGGCACUUGUGUGUGGAGGAGGUUGCGUCGAUUGGGUAUCAAUUGAAGGUCGGUGUAGAAAUUCUGGUUUUGGUACUCACAUUUGAUUACUGCUGCUUGAAUAAUGUCAAACCUGAAGCUGUAGCGAUGUCUGACGGUUUGAUGAUGUUGGUUUGUUUACGAUGAUACACUUUGGAUUGAAGACUGUUGUACACGUUGCUUUAGCGAUGUUUACGAUGAUACACCUUCACUUGAAGACUGUUGUACACGAUGUUUUACGAUUUGAUGAAGUUGCUUUGUUUACGAUGAUACACUUUCACUUGAAGAAUGUUGUACACGUUGCUUUAGCGAUGUUUACGAUGAUACACCUUCACUUGAAGACUGUUGUACAAGUUGCUUUAGCGAUGUUUUACGAUUUGAUGAAGUUUCUUUGUUUACGAUGAUACACCUUCACUUGAAGACUAUUGUACAAGUUGCUUUAGCGUUUUUUUGAAGACUGUUGUACACGUUGCUUUAGCGAUGUUUUACGAUUUGAUGAAGUUUCUUUGUUUACGAUGAUACACUUUCACUUGAAGAAUGUUGUACACGUUGCUUUAGCGAUGUUUACGAUGAUACACCUUCACUUGAAGACUGUUGUACAAGUUGCUUUAGCGAUGUUUUACGAUUUGAUGAAGUUUCUUUGUUUACGAUGAUACACCUUCACUUGAAGACUAUUGUACAAGUUGCUUUAGCGUUUUUUUGAAGACUGUUGUACACGUUGCUUUAGCGAUGUUUUACGAUUUGAUGAAGUUUCUUUGUCAACGAUGAUACACCUUCACUUGAAGACUAUUGUACAAGUUGCUUUAGCGUUUUUUUGAAGACUGUUGUACACGUUGCUUUAGCGAUGUUUUACGAUUUGAUGAAGUUUCUUUGUCAACGAUGAUACACCUUCACUUGAAGACUAUUGUACAAGUUGCUUUAGCGUUUUUUCACGAUUUGAUGAAGUUGCUUUGUUUACGAUGAUACACUUUCACUUGAAGAAUGUUGUACACGUUGCUUUAGCGAUGUUUACGAUGAUACACCUUCACUUGAAGACUAUUGUACACGUUGCUCUAGCGACGUUUAACGAUUUGAUGAAGUUGCUUCUGUUACGAUGAUACACUUUCACUUACAGACUGUUGUACACGUUGCUCUAGCGAUGUCUAAGGAUUUAAUGAAGUUGCUUUGUUUACGAUGAUACACUUUCACUUGAAGAAUGUUGUACACGUUGCUUUAGCGACGUUUACGAUGAUACACCUUCACUUGAAGACUAUUGUACACGUUGCUUUAGCGAUUUUUUUACGAUUUGAUGAAGUUUCUUUGUUUACGAUGAUACACUUUCACUUGAAGAAUGUUGUACACGUUGCUUUAGCGAUGUUUACGAUGAUACACCUUCACUUGAAGACUAUUGUACACGUUGCUCUAGCGACGUUUAACGAUUUGAUGAAGUUGCUUCUGUUACGAUGAUACACUUUCACUUACAGACUGUUGUACACGUUGCUCUAGCGAUGUCUAAGGAUUUAAUGAAGUUGCUUUGUUUACGAUGAUACACUUUCACUUGAAGAAUGUUGUACACGUUGCUUUAGCGACGUUUACGAUGAUACACCUUCACUUGAAGACUAUUGUACACGUUGCUUUAGCGAUUUUUUUACGAUUUGAUGAAGUUUCUUUGUUUACGAUGAUACACCUUCACUUGAAGACUAUUGUACAAGUUGCUUUAGCGUUUUUUUGAAGACUGUUGUACACGUUGCUUUAGCGAUGUUUUACGAUUUGAUGAAGUUUCUUUGUCAACGAUGAUACACCUUCACUUGAAGACUAUUGUACAAGUUGCUUUAGCGUUUUUCACGAUUUGAUGAAGUUGCUUUGUUUACGAUGAUACACUUUCACUUGAAGAAUGUUGUACACGUUGCUUUAGCGAUGUUUACGAUGAUACACCUUCACUUGAAGACUAUUGUACACGUUGCUCUAGCGACGUUUAACGAUUUGAUGAAGUUGCUUCUGUUACGAUGAUACACUUUCACUUACAGACUGUUGUACACGUUGCUCUAGCGAUGUCUAAGGAUUUAAUGAAGUUGCUUUGUUUACGAUGAUACACUUUCACUUGAAGAAUGUUGUACACGUUGCUUUAGCGACGUUUACGAUGAUACACCUUCACUUGAAGACUAUUGUACACGUUGCUUUAGCGAUUUUUUUACGAUUUGAUGAAGUUUCUUUGUUUACGAUGAUACACUUUCACUUGAAGAAUGUUGUACACGUUGCUUUAGCGAUGUUUACGAUGAUACACCUUCACUUGAAGACUAUUGUACACGUUGCUCUAGCGACGUUUAACGAUUUGAUGAAGUUGCUUCUGUUACGAUGAUACACUUUCACUUACAGACUGUUGUACACGUUGCUCUAGCGAUGUCUAAGGAUUUAAUGAAGUUGCUUUGUUUACGAUGAUACACUUUCACUUGAAGAAUGUUGUACACGUUGCUUUAGCGACGUUUACGAUGAUACACCUUCACUUGAAGACUAUUGUACACGUUGCUUUAGCGAUUUUUUUACGAUUUGAUGAAGUUUCUUUGUUUACGAUGAUACACCUUCACUUGAAAACUAUUGUACAAGUUGCUUUAGCGUUUUUUUGAAGACUGUUGUACACGUUGCUUUAGCGAUGUUUUACGAUUUGAUGAAGUUUCUUUGUCAACGAUGAUACACCUUCACUUGAAGACUAUUGUACAAGUUGCUUUAGCGUUUUUUCACGAUUUGAUGAAGUUGCUUUGUUUACGAUGAUACACUUUCACUUGAAGAAUGUUGUACACGUUGCUUUAGCGAUGUUUACGAUGAUACACCUUCACUUGAAGACUAUUGUACACGUUGCUCUAGCGACGUUUAACGAUUUGAUGAAGUUGCUUCUGUUACGAUGAUACACUUUCACUUACAGACUGUUGUACACGUUGCUCUAGCGAUGUCUAAGGAUUUAAUGAAGUUGCUUUGUUUACGAUGAUACACUUUCACUUGAAGAAUGUUGUACACGUUGCUUUAGCGACGUUUACGAUGAUACACCUUCACUUGAAGACUGUUGUACACGUUGCUUUAGCGAUGUCUUACGAUUUGAUGAAGUUGCUUUGUUUACGAUGAUACACUUUCAUUUGAAGACUGUUGUACACGUUGUUCUAGUGUUUUCGAAGAAAUUCCAUAGUUUAGGAGUCCUGGACGAUCCUGAAAAAAAAACAUGAAAAGAAAGAAAUUAUUGAACGAAAACAAACUGUUCUUUCAAUGCAUUGACGCUCUCUUCCAGCAAUAAUCUCUCAUAAAAAAUAUUUCAGACAAACAGUCAAAACUCACUCCCACACCCUCACUCUCACAUCCCACAAGCUGUGACAAAUUUCUUCCACAAGUGCCAUAUGCAUAAGUGUAUACCAGAGCAAACCGCAAAACUGUUGUGCGCAAAUAACUUUUCCUCCUCCUUCUCUUCUCGCACUCUUUCUCUCUGUUUGUCUCACCCAUACACCGGCGCCACCGGCGCUCAUGUGCGUGAGCUAGUAGAUAAGUCGAUUUUCGCAACAACAACAAAACACACAUACACAGAAACGAAACUGACACUCGCGAGCCGCGAAAGUCGGCUGCACUCAGAAAAAAAAAACUUUCAUUUUAGGUUUAUAUUUUUGUCAAAAUUUUAAGAACGAGCGUAAGCUGAUAUAGCAAGACACCAAUGAUCUCCAAGAAUACUACUUUUACAUACGUUUUUAAAAAA
Molecule: messenger RNA, 10383 nt
Organism: Culex quinquefasciatus (southern house mosquito)
Lineage: Eukaryota; Metazoa; Arthropoda; Insecta; Diptera; Culicidae
Gene: fru
Exons: 15
Coding region: 743-4741 (1332 amino acids)
Biological process (GO): regulation of transcription by RNA polymerase II
Cellular component (GO): nucleus
Molecular function (GO): protein binding
Source: RefSeq, a predicted model, not a curated record